Molecule: messenger RNA, 483 nt
Organism: Striga asiatica
Lineage: Eukaryota; Viridiplantae; Streptophyta; Magnoliopsida; Lamiales; Orobanchaceae
Source: the annotation of a GenBank genome assembly
AUGAGAUAUGGAACUACUUUUCAGGUGGUCGAUGGUCAUCAAUCACUUUAUCUGUUAGAGAGAGGAAAGAAUAAAUUGAUGGAUGGGAGGGUUGUUUUCCCUGGUUCUUUAUUACAUGCAAUCCCACAUUCAGCUCAACGAAUAUCGGGAUUGAGUGGUAUGGUUAUGAAGCCACUUCUCCAUGAGAGGAAGAGGGCGAGGAGGAAAAUUGAUGUGUUAUCCGGUUGCGGUCAUGGUGAACUAUUACCAUCAUUUUCAGUAGCAAUUUUAUUGUUCCAUCUACCAACAAACUUCUGUUUGGAAACUGUCGAGCUAGAAAUCAGAAAUCACAAAUCACAGGGUUCUGUUCACGUGAAUUUGCCUUUGAAUGCCGAUGAAGAUGACAUUGUCACGACACUAGAAUCGACGUUAGAGAAGUUUAAGAAUGUCGAAAGAUGCCAAGAAUCAGUGGGCUGCCUCAGAAUCAAUGAAAACAAUAGCUAA